This is a messenger RNA of Marchantia polymorpha subsp. ruderalis, 2642 nucleotides long. NCBI's taxonomy places the organism in Eukaryota, Viridiplantae, Streptophyta, Marchantiopsida, Marchantiales, Marchantiaceae. The record is from the annotation of a GenBank genome assembly.
UCCGAUUCCGUCCGACCUUUGUCGACAAAGAGAGAGAUAGAGAGAUGAACAUAAUAUUCACAGGAGUGCCUGCCCCGCCGUGUUGUAAAGUCCGACGGAAUAAAUAUUGUUCGAAGGGAAUAGAUAAUAAAAUCGUAAAUAUCAUCAUAGAAGGAAGGGAAAGAGAGUCUACGGUACGUUUGUCGUAAUUAUUUUAAUACGUCCAGUCUCCCAUGUUUGUUUGUGUGGGGCGAAAUUGAAUUCAUGGAUUAGGAUAUGAAUUGUACGGAUCGAAUCGGCGGAACCUGCACGGAGCAAGCACAGGAUGAUAAUGCGGCUCUAACUUAUGGCUCGAUUUGUACAUUGCGAUCGGUGAAUUUGACGAAUAGGUCGAGGCUGGUGCUGGCGAUUUGAGCUGUUGAGCUCGGUCGCCCGGUGUGGUGGGUGUGGGUUUGGAAAUGGCUGAGAAGAAGGGCAGCGCUGGGACUAGUGGCCACUCUCCUCCUGUUCCGAAGAUGGUGACGCUGGAGGAAUUCGUCAGCAGAACGGUGCCUUUGAUUCAACUGGAAAAGGAUGCGGAGAUUGCAGCCUCUGUUGGAUCCCUUGCAACUCUCAAGCCCGAAGCAGCUGAAAAGAAAGGAGUUACUCUCCUCAACUUGAAAUGUUCGGAUGUCCAGACAGGACUCUUUGGCAAGACAGUGCUGGAGCUAAAGCCGAAUAGGGGUGAAUUGCUGCCACCUCAUAAGAUGACUCCCCAUGAUGUGGUGGUACUGAAGUUGAACAAGUCCGACUCAGCCAGCACACCACUAGCACAAGGAGUCGUGUAUCGAGUGAAAGAUGGCUCCAUCGUCAUCGCUGUAGAGGAUGUCCCUGAAGAUGGUCUCAAUUCACCUCUUCGUCUUGAGAAACUUGCAAACGAGGUCACCUACAAAAGGCUGAAAGAUACACUCAUAGAACUCAGCAAAGGUGUAAAUAAAGGGCCUGCCACAGAACUUGUUCCAGUUUUGUUUGGAGCUAAGGCCCCAAGCUUUGCAAAGAAGCAGUUGUCCUUCACCCCAUUCAAUAGGGACCUCGAUCAUUCACAGAGGGCCGCCAUAGCGAAGGCACUUAUUUCAAACAAUGUAAUGCUCUUACAUGGACCACCCGGUACUGGGAAGACCACGACGGUUGUGGAAUUGAUCUUACAGGAGGUGAAACGAGAAAGCAAGGUUCUCGUUUGUGCAGCAUCAAAUAUAGCGGUUGACAACAUAGUGGAAAGACUUGCAUGUCACAAGGUUUUGAUGGUUCGUUUGGGUCAUCCUGCACGGCUUUUGCCUCAAGUUUUGGAUAGUGCUCUCGAUGCCAAGGUCAUGAAAGCGGACAACAGUGCGUUGGCAAACGACGUUAGAAAGGAAAUGAGGGUCAUCAGUAGUAAACUUCUCAAGGCUAAGGAUAGAAAGACUAGGGGAGAUUUACGACGGGAACUAAGAAAUCUGUCUAAAGAGGAAAGGCAAAGGCAACAACAAGCAGUGACAGACGUUAUUAAAGACUCGUCUGUCAUCUGCACUACUUUGACUGGGGCUCUCUCUCGUCAGCUGAAUCAGACUAACUUUGAUGUUGUGAUAAUUGACGAGGCGGCACAAGCACUUGAGGUGGCUUGCUGGAUUGCACUUCUAAAGGGUCGUCGUUGCAUUCUAGCAGGAGAUCAUCUACAGCUGCCUCCUACUGUUCAGAGUGUGGAAGCAGAGAAAAAAGGGCUAGGUAUCACUCUAUUUGGACGUCUGGCAGCGCUAUACGGUGAUCAGAUAACGUCAAUGCUGACUGUUCAGUAUCGAAUGAACGAAUUAAUAAUGGGUUGGUCUUCGGGAGAACUUUACGAUAAUAAGAUCGAAGCUCACGAUAGUGUUAAGGACCAUACUUUGAGUGAACUGGACGGCGUGACGAGCUCAUCGGCAGUAGAUCCCACACUCAUUCUCAUAGACACCGCUGGGUGCGACUUGGACGAGGUCAAAGAUGAUGCUGAUAGCACCAUGAACGAGGGUGAAGCAAAAGUAGCAGUUGCCCAUGCUCUGAGACUCCUUGACGCUGGAGUCAAGGCCUCAGACAUAGGCAUCAUCACUCCGUACAACGCUCAGGUCGGCGUUCUUAGACUGAUGAGAGCUGGAGACAAGAAGCUUGCAGAUAUAGAAAUAAGCAGUGUAGACGGUUUUCAAGGACGUGAGAAAGAGGCCAUCAUAAUCUCAAUGGUGCGGUCGAAUGAGAAGCAUGAGGUGGGGUUUUUGAGUGAUAAUAGGCGAAUGAAUGUGGCUGUCACUCGUGCACGACGACAAUGUGUGAUCAUAUGCGAUACGGAAACAGUAUACAAGAACCCUUUUUUGAAGCGUCUGGGUAACUACUUUGAAGAAAACGGAGAGUAUCUGAGUGCCAUGGAAUAUUUAAAGUGAAGGUCGAUGUCUCCGUAGUCAACCCACGUGGAUUUCUCCUGCCUCACGAAGAAAAUUUAGUUUAUCUUAAUUCAGUCGAAUUUGUGAAGCGCGGAAGCCUACUCCUAUAGCAUGGAAUGGUUUGGAACCCUGUGGAUGAUCUUGUUGGGCUAUGUUGUCCACUCGAGAGGCUAUCUCAAUUUCGAAGCCUCAUAUAUUUCUCAAUUCAUUCAUUUAUAAAUUCUAUUACACAAUGGUGGC